Molecule: messenger RNA, 1056 nt
Organism: Pararge aegeria (speckled wood butterfly)
Lineage: Eukaryota; Metazoa; Arthropoda; Insecta; Lepidoptera; Nymphalidae
Exons: 2
Coding region: 1-1056 (351 amino acids)
Source: RefSeq, a predicted model, not a curated record
AUGGAUACCUUAUCUUGUGACAAGUGCCGGGUGGUCGUGAAUGAGUGCCUGAGUUUUUGUGUUAACACCCUAGAUUCAAUUGAUAAUGUCAGUUUAGCACUUCUUUGUAGGCAAUCCUUCGACGAAGAGGAAAUUUUCAAGGCGAAACGCUUGCUGUUUGAGGCGAUUCCACAGAGACUCGUCAAAAGAAAGGGUGAGGAUCGAAAACAGAAAAAUAUAGAGGAUAUCAUUAGUGUUUUACGAAGUACAGAGCCCGAUGAUAUUCCAACUUUUGUGGCUAAAGACCUACACAAGCUGCCGCCCGUUACUUUCGAUCAUAUCGAUGUGACACGCCUUUUGAAGGAUAUUGUUACCUUGCAGAGUCAGGUGCGGGCUCUUCAAGAGAAGCAGGAGGAGUAUAUGACAAAAAAAGAUUUUGAAAUUUCCGUUAGAGACUACGAAAAGAAGAAAAUUGUGUCUGAGGCUGAAGCAGGAGAGACUGAACCUUAUGUCAAUACCAAGAGAGGCGGUUUUUGCUUGCAAGAUAGCUACGACUCAUCAAGUGGCCCGAUGGGGUUAAUGACUGGCCUUUCAAAUGGCACACCGCCGAACGUGACAAUGCAAAAACGAGUUCCCGCGCACCCGUCACCGUCUUACGCGUGUGUGGCAGCGGUGCCGACCAGUAAACCUAUCUCUGUCACGCCCGUUCAACGAGUGCAACAAGUAGAAGCGCACGCGUCACCGCCAGCUGAUGCGAUGAUGUCAUGUAAUGCAAUGAAUUGCGAACCGAGUGGCGCGGAAACGCAAAAUAACAACGAAGGAGAGUGGGUUCGUGUCGUAAGGCGUAAGUCAUCGCGAUUUAAAGGAACGAGAGGUACAGCGACGGUAGACUCCUCAACAAAACUAAAAGCAGCGGACUUACAAAUCCCGUUAUAUAUUUAUAAUGUUUCGAAGGAAAACACGGAGCGUGAUGUCGCGGAAUAUGUAUAUGAAAAGACGCAGAUAAAUAUUGUGCCUGAAAAGAAGGUAUAUAUUUUAGAAGAUAUAUAUUAUUUAGACAUGGAAAAGAGGCCAUAG